AUGGACACUGCUGGCGCCACACAGGUGCUUGCUGCACUAGAGGUGAUUUACUCGCCGAGCUCGACCAAUAAUGACAGACUGAAGAGCCAAACGUUUCUCGAUCGGGUGAGAUUGCAGGAGGAAUCACCUUUUUGGGGAUACGAGAUUGUCCUGAAUAAUUCAACGAAUUUUAUAGUGAAACAUUUUGGGUUGGGUUUGAUCACCCAUGCCAUGAAGCACAGUUGGAAGGACUAUAACGCGGAAAAGAGAAUUACAUUGCGGAAAUGCAUUAUGGAGUUGAACUACAGAGUAAUAGACGAAGAUCCCAGAUAUAUAAAGGAAAAAUUGGCCUACCUAUGGGUGGAGGUGGCCAAAAGAACUUGGGGGGAGGCCCUCAAGGGUGGUGAUCCAACGGAGGAACUACUGGUGGAAUCGUGGGUGGAUAUGGAUAGUAAUUUGACAGAACUAUGGGGGAUUAGCCAAGCAUCGCGUGAAUUGGCGUUAAUCAUUUUCAGAAUCCUGUUUGAGGACGUGUUUCUCCUGGAUGACAUGAUCGUUCUUAAGAGAAUGACCAUCAUCCAACCAUUGUGUGUCAUGCUCGUUUGUCCGAUGGACGUCUUUGCCGCGAAGUACAAAUUCACGGAGAAAUGGACACUGUUCAAGGCAAAUCAGGAAGGAUGGUUUAGCGUUUGGAUCAAUGAGCUAAACGUGGCAUUAACAGAAGGUAAUUCAACCUAUGUGAUAAGACUACUAGAGACUUUGAAAACGUGCUUGAACUGGCCACUGAGCGAAGUGAUUAUCAAAAACGACGUUCUGUCCACCUUAUUGCAAUGCUUCCUGAGCAGCAUACCGAAAGCUCAAUCCAUGGCGCUAGACUCCAUGCACAUCCUAUUGACGCGACCAUACAAUAACGAUGAACAUUACCAACUCGUGAUUAACAAAGUAUUUGACAGCAUGGACAUACUAGAUAAAGUUUAUGGUGAUUUGCAGUUUAAUAUGGAGGACGGUGUCGAUGAAUCAAAAUACCCAAUCAUCAAGAAAUUCGUAGAUAUGGUCAGUUGUCUUUACGUCUGCGUGUUCAAAGUGGACAAUGAUAAUGGCCAGAUCGAAAAAUACAUGAAACUUGUCUUGAGAGCCACGUUUCAUCCGAGUCUAAUUGUCAGUGGCCUGACCUUGGACCUAUGGUGCUCGUGUUUGAGGAACGACGAUUUCAUACCUCUGUUGGACAGAUAUGUUUUGCGAGAUUUGCUGCAGUUUGCCGCAGAUGCAUUGAUAUACUACGAACAGAUAGAAGACCACGUUUCGAAGAAAUUCAUGGAUAUCGAUUUCCAAUCAAAGACUGACUAUCAAUCUUUUUGCUCAAGUUACAGGAAAAAAAUUAGAGACAUAAUCAGGUUGAUUUCCUGUGUCAGACUAGACUAUACGUACGACUGGUUGAACGAUAGAUUAAACACCUAUUUUGCUUCACCUUACGGUCAGGAGAUCUUGAGCUCUACCUUUUUGAACACGAAAGUGGAGCCGUAUCUUAGUGCGUUAUCACAAUUCAUGAUUAUUGAGUGUUUUAUUAAUGGAUGUAUACGGUGGAAGAUAUGGUAUCCGUCAACAGAAAAUGACUAUGAUACGAAACUGGAAGAUAUCUUGCAAAAAUUGGAAAUUCUGUCGAAUCAACUGAUAGCAUUAAACAUCCGCGAACCGUCGCUACUGAAAAAACUAGUCCAGAACUUUGCACUUUUCCUUACGAUGUUGAAAGACAAUGUACUUUUCAUGUUACUUGAAAAGAUUAUAACAACUGCCACAUUGGACUACCCGGGCAUAGAUCUGGAUGAACUAAACGAAAAAUCAGAAGCUGUGAGAGAACUGCGGUACGCAUGCGGGAUCGAAUUAAACAGGAUGGCCUUACUGAUGCCAGAAUCCCUUAAAGCAAUAUACCCCGACCUUGAGAGUGUCGUAGCAAGGAUUAUGCCCAAUCUGUCUUACCAUGAAAAAAUCUCUUUCGAAUCCUUUCUACUGACAAUUAUUUUGAAAUCUUCGUUAGAAGGGAAGGAGGAGAGAUUCUCUGCAAUUGUAGACCCCGAAUUGAUGGCAUGGUCUGACAAGGGCACAGUAGUGGGAUUAUCCGACAUUCCAUGGUUUAUGGAAAGGUUGGGUGUUGUGCAAAUUGCAGAAUACUUCCAAAAGAGAGGCAUCAACGAAAACAGUAAUUUAUUGGAUAUUCCGAUUGACGAAGAGGGCAAGAAAUUAAAGAAUGAUCUAAGCAAACGUUGGCAAACGUUAUUUCCGGUUCGUGCUACAAGAAUGUUUAUCCACUAUUCUAUGCAAAGUGUAAAGAAGGAUGAGGAGUUCAAGAUGUUGCAGGACCUAUGGAGACCCAGGAUUGUGCCAAUUCUCCCCUACAUCAUGAGACUUCUGUAUCAACUGACAGCGUACCACGAUCCUGAUAGCUGGGUAGAUCUCCCAGUGGUUGUCCAAUCGUUUGUCAAGUAUUCGACAGUAGAAAGGUUCUGGGAAGCUGGAGCAUCCAAUAAGUCUAAGGAUGAGUUUAUCGACGAACAUAUGAAGGCUAUGCAGACGCUAAGAGAUUUUGCUGAUUCUGUCGGUCAUAUUGUCAGAUACACGAGGGAAUACACUUUACUGGUUAUCAGUGCUAUAUCUUCACUGGGGUCAGUGUUUUUUGAGAUUGAUGAGGUGCCAGAUAUGCUGCUUGAUUCGAUAGCUAUUUAUAAGCCAGGUACUUCUAUCAUCAGUCCUGGCGUAUCAACCCAUGGUUGGAAGCAUGUUUUAAAUGUUGCUAUUAGGCCAAUCUUGAAAAACUGUCCGGAGAGCUGCAGUGCCAAAUUUAUGCCAGCCUUCUUACCAAAGUUGUUCAAAACUCUGGAUAUUCUUCUCUGUGAGAAAUGGUCCGGUAUUAUGAACGAUAACGACUCCUCAGCGGGUCCAAGAGACGAUGACGAGGUUACAGAAGAGAUUCUGGAGGAGAACCUCCUACGGCAACUGACAACGGUAGUUGUUUUGAUGUUAUUGGACUGCAUAGGACAAGUGGGUCCAAACUCCAAACAAAAGCUAAACACGCACCAAGUGAAGAUGAGAAAGAUCAUAUUUACUGAUAUGAAUACGCUGGCCUCCUUUUUGAAACUUUUGAACCAUUUGAUAUCAUUCAAGGACAGCAAGUGCUCCUUCAACGCAAUGCUUAUAAUGAAAUCUUGCCUAGCAGAUGUUCUAAUCAAGGAUGAAAGUGUGGACCAGUUUUUCUCCUUUGAAGUCAUGAAAACACUGUUACAUACCCUGGUAUCCCAAAACACGUACAGAGACUCGUUCUACGAGGGGAUGUACAUAUUCACGGUUUUAUUUUUGACGCUCUGCAGGGAAUAUACCUCUACAAGGGAAUAUCUGUUUGAACUCUCCCACGGUUACGAUAUUGAUUCACUAUAUGACAAUUUGAGGAAAGUCGAGAAUUACAAGAAUCAGCGCGCGUUGAUGAUCGAUUUUUUUGAUCAUGUCAAAAGGGCCAAUGGUAGUGUAGAUGAUACCGAAGAUAGCCACGGAGCAGUCGAAAGGAAGAGACAGGAGAAGAGAGAGGCAAAUUUGAGGAGAGUCAACGAGAAAUUGAUACAGAAACAUAAAGAUCCAAGUGAUCUGUUGGAUGACCCUGCGACUGAAAACGGCGCAUUUGCCAAUCUUUUUGAAUCGGCGUAG
Huiozyma naganishii CBS 8797 is the source of this 3672-nucleotide messenger RNA. It is a transcript of the gene MSN5, whose product is annotated as karyopherin MSN5. Bases 1 to 3672 code for a protein of 1223 amino acids. The record is from RefSeq and is a predicted model, not a curated record. Lineage: Eukaryota; Fungi; Ascomycota; Saccharomycetes; Saccharomycetales; Saccharomycetaceae. Gene Ontology annotation, biological process: RNA export from nucleus; protein export from nucleus. The transcript has a single exon. Gene Ontology annotation, molecular function: RNA binding; nuclear export signal receptor activity. Gene Ontology annotation, cellular component: cytoplasm; nucleus; RNA nuclear export complex.